GCGUGGAGAAAUAAUGAGGCUUUCGGUGGAAAGCCCGAACGCGGCCUGCCGAGACAGGUGGUGAACGUCAAAAUGUGAAGUGACUUGCUGUGAAGUCAAGAGCGUGGAGAUGUGAAAUGCAUGUCCGGGAUAAAACGGAUUCUUUCUUCCCAGGGAGUUCGGAAUAAGCAGGUUCAGACAAACGGACUCCACUGAACCAAAACAAUGUUUGCAGAUUUGGACUACGAUAUUGAGGAAGAUAAGCUGGGCAUCCCCACUCUACCUGGGACAGUGACUUUGAAAAAAGACUCUCAGAACCUGAUUGGGAUCAGCAUUGGAGGAGGAGCACAGUACUGCCCCUGUCUCUACAUUGUCCAGGUGUUUGACAAUACUCCAGCAGCCUUAGAUGGCACCGUAGCAGCCGGGGAUGAAAUCACAGGAGUCAAUGGGAAAUCUGUCAAAGGGAAGACCAAAGUGGAGGUGGCCAAGAUGAUACAGAUGGUAAAGGGAGAAGUUACAAUACACUACAACAAGCUUCAGGCUGACCCAAAGCAGGGCAAGUCUUUGGAUAUUGUAUUGAAGAAGGUAAAGCACCGACUGGUAGAGAACAUGAGCUCAGGGACAGCGGAUGCCCUGGGGUUAAGCCGAGCCAUACUUUGCAAUGAUGGACUAGUGAAGAGAUUAGAGGAGCUGGAGAGGACUGCAGAGUUAUACAAAGGCUUGACAGAGCACACCAAGAGUCUUCUCAGGGCUUUCUUUGAGCUAUCUCAGACACACAGAGCAUUUGGAGAUGUUUUCUCUGUCAUUGGUGUACGGGAACCGCAACCGGCUGCCAGUGAAGCCUUCGUGAAAUUUGCUGAUGCCCAUCGCAGCAUUGAGAAGUUUGGGAUUCACCUUCUGAAAACAAUAAAGCCAAUGCUCACUGAUUUGAAUACCUAUCUGAAUAAAGCCAUUCCUGACACAAGGCUGACUAUCAAAAAGUAUCUGGAUGUCAAGUUUGAAUAUUUGUCUUACUGCCUGAAAGUCAAAGAGAUGGAUGAUGAAGAGUACAGCUGCAUUGCUCUGGGUGAGCCUCUCUAUCGGGUCAGCACUGGGAACUACGAGUACCGCCUCAUCCUGCGUUGCCGUCAGGAAGCACGCACGCGCUUUGCCAAGAUGAGGAAGGACGUGCUAGAGAAAAUAGAGCUCCUGGACCAGAAACAUGUGCAGGACAUCGUGUUCCAGCUCCAGCGUUUUGUCUCCACAAUGUCCAAGUACUAUGACGACUGCUACGCUGUGCUCCGGGACGCAGAUGUCUUUCCCAUCGAGGUGGACCUUGCCCGCACUACGCUCAGCUAUGGGCAGAAGGACACGUACACAGAUGGGGCAGAAGAAGAAGGAGAAAGUGAGAGAGAGGGUAGCGGGAGGGAGGAUGCAAAUGGGGAAAAGCUCAUUGAUGAUGCCUGAGUGCGUCAGCAUGGCCAGAGGGAGGACUUUGCCGACUUACGAAAAUAUGUAUUUCACGUGGCCAUUCAUCCUCUGUGAUUUCUCUGUGUCCAGCCUGAGAUUCCUCCUCUGCUUUGGGUGGGGUAGCUGGUUGGAUUGGGACCAGCCUCUGCUUUCCUCUCUUUUCCUUUGCUCGUUUGCCUGGAUAUUCUUUUGGAGACCCCGGAGACUUCUGCCUCCUAACCUGGGUACUGCGGUGUGGGGACGAAAAGCCACUCCCACACCGCCAUGUGCCUCUCUGCAGGCAGGACUCUGCUGAGCACAUGGGCAGCACUGCUCCCCUCUGGCACAUGGAAGCUGGUUAAGGGUUUGGAGGUGAUUACAAAUGGUGAGAAGAGCUCCCUUCCGUCCUCCCCUUGUGCUAUGGGGAAGUGCAAGCGUCACUGCUUGCUGUGCAUCUUCAAGCUCCUUCUGAGGAUCCUCCUUAGUACUGUGAUGGAAAUAUCCCAUCUUUAAACUAGAAAGGAGACACAAAGCCUUAUGGAGAGAGGAUGGGAUGCUCUUUCGGCAGAAGCUUUGGGGUUUUUUUAGUGUAAAGACUGACCAGCGUGCUCUCCUCUCUGCAUAACUGGCCUCUGGGCCAGUCAGCAGCAGUAGCUAUCCUCACAUUCCCUCGCUCAAGGGAAGGGGGAGAAGGAAAGCUGAGGUAAGUGAGACUGCUUCUUUCCUCCUUCCUUUUCUCUUCCCCUCUCUCCAUCCCUGUGGGCCAAUCCCAGAUGCAGAUGGCACUUUCUCAGUUAGUGGGCAGCACAACUGCCAGGAAUGGUGUGCUUCUUGGGGCAGGGGUUUUGACUUCUCUGUCAUUACAUUCUAAUGGUCAUGCAAGAAGUUAUUUAAGGGCAUUAAUUUAUGAUCAGGAUUUUUUUUUUUUUUUUUUGGAUUCGUGUUUCUCUUUGAUUGUUUUUGGAGCUUCUUCAUCUCUGUGGGUGCCUGGAAAAAAGCCAUCCAUGGUCAAGCUGCUCUGGAGAAUUUAAACAGACUGAUGUAGUGACUGUUGUGUGUAAUAAAGAAAUACGUGA
Hirundo rustica (Barn swallow) is the source of this 2483-nucleotide messenger RNA. It is a transcript of the gene PICK1, whose product is annotated as protein interacting with PRKCA 1. The record is from RefSeq and is a predicted model, not a curated record. Gene Ontology annotation, biological process: positive regulation of receptor internalization; dendritic spine maintenance; intracellular protein transport. Gene Ontology annotation, cellular component: trans-Golgi network membrane; postsynaptic early endosome; synaptic vesicle. NCBI's taxonomy places the organism in Eukaryota, Metazoa, Chordata, Aves, Passeriformes, Hirundinidae. The coding region runs from base 205 to 1425 and encodes 406 amino acids. Gene Ontology annotation, molecular function: protein domain specific binding; phospholipid binding; protein kinase C binding. The transcript is spliced from 13 exons.